Messenger RNA from Gossypium arboreum, 1194 nucleotides. RefSeq lists its product as uncharacterized. The record is from RefSeq and is a predicted model, not a curated record. The coding region runs from base 39 to 941 and encodes 300 amino acids. The transcript has 2 exons. NCBI's taxonomy places the organism in Eukaryota, Viridiplantae, Streptophyta, Magnoliopsida, Malvales, Malvaceae.
AUUAAUUGUCCAAAAUAUUGCACCACUCACUUCCCUACAUGAGCAAAAACAUGAUGAUGGUCAAUGCCAAAACCAAUUCAUUCCUCUUCAAAAAUCAGUCCCAUAGUCCCAUGGAUCAACCCCAUCAUCAUCAUCAUCAUCAAAGCGGUGGUUUUGUUAGCCGAAGGGGGAGCCGGAGGUCACCUAAUGGGGCAGAUUUAUUCCCAACGUCACCCGACGUUCCGCGUAUAGGGGAUGAAAUCUUCCAUGCGGCUCACCCGCAACAUCCGUUAUCGCAAACGCGGCUCUCGGACCUCUUCACCUGUGGCGCUUGCAAGGAGUACGGUGCCGGUGAACGGUUCACUUGCUCGGAAUGUGAUUAUCAACUCCAUGAUUUUUGUGCUUUAGCUCCUCCUAGUCUUAAGAGACAUCCAAUCCACCCUCUUCACAACAUCAUUUUGAUUCGUAAACCUGUUAGAAGUGGAAUAUUGAAAUCGAGGUGCGAUAUUUGUGCCAAGCCCACCAAAGGAUGCGUUUUCAAAUGCAAUGCCUGUAGUUUCCAAAUGCACCCAUGCUGUGCCAUGUUAUCAACUGAAAUUAACAUCUCGGUUCAUCCGCACAUGUUACGGCUCCUCCCCUCGCCGUCAACCGUUGACCCUUCUAGUUUCUCAUGCGGCGAGUGUAACCGCAAAAGGUCAGGGAGGGUUUACCAUUGCACCACAUGCGAUUACCAUCUCCAUGCAGUUUGUGCCAAGAACAUGGUGAAUGGGCUUCAAGCCAAUGGUAUCAAGGGCAUGGACAAGCCGAGCAUGUUAGGGACUGCCGCGAGGCUCGCAUCUCAAGUGGUGAUCGAGUUCAUCGGAGGGCUGAUCGAAGGGCUCGGGGAAGGUGUUGGGCAAGUGUUGGUUCAAACCGCGGUCCGAGGAAGGUGCUACAGUAAUAGAUCAUCUAGGGCUACAUAAAAUGCUCCUAAUUAAUUAAUUAAGACUAUAUAGUAUUUAUUAAUUGAUAUUUCUUUGACAUGUUGGAUUUUUAUUUUUAUUUUUUGUUUAACAGUUGAUGGGAGCUUGGGGUUUAUAGUUUGAAGAUGGGGAAGUGUUGCAGCUAUUCAUAUAGGAUUUGAUUGUGUCAAGAAUUCUUAUAAUAUUGAAAGUAUGUUUCUUUUGUAAAUUAUUUUGUAUAUUCAAUGUAAUUAAGUAUUGUUGAAUGGGAAAA